AUGAGAAUCGGACGUAAUGUAUUUAUUGUCACCCAAACGGGUCCCGAAGUGAUGCCCAUCACAGAUGAUGUCCAACUGCCCACAUAUGAAGAGCUCGACGUCCAGGAGAUCAAUAUAUCGCAUCCGGUGAUGAAGGCGUCGGCCAUGCAUUUCGGCAAAUAUUGCGAUAAAGUUUCAAAGGAAUUCAUGUUAUGUCGCAUCGAAGAGAGGGAUCCGCGAAAGUGUAUACCGGAGGGGAAGGCCGUCACCUCUUGUGGUCUCGAUUUCUAUCGUCAGGUGAAGCAAAACUGUCGAAACGAAUUGGAAAAGUUGUCCAAAUGUAUGGAAUGGACUGAUUAUGACCUCAAGUUCUGGUAUUGUCGCAAAGAGCAGGGACUGUACGACCAGUGUAUGAGCGAGAAGAUGGGUAUCGAUCGGCCGCCGUUCGGCUACUUUACUCAGGUUAGGGUUCACGACACGGCGCGACCGCAACCCUCCCCAACAGCGCCCGAAUUUAAGGACCGCACCAUCGGUUUGCCCGAAGACUUCCCGGUCGAGGAGUCGAAGUACGGGUGGAGGCACUGGUGGUUCUUCUGAACACAUCCAUCACUAUUUGAUUAUUAGAUUCAAUUCUUUCGGUAGUUUUGUUUUUAGUUGAGAUAUAAUUAGGAAAUUUAUUGUAACAAAUAUUCUACUAUUGUUUAGGAUUUAAAUUAAUUAAAAGCAGUUCUUGUGCUUAAAAGACAAACAUA
Medioppia subpectinata is the source of this 731-nucleotide messenger RNA. NCBI's taxonomy places the organism in Eukaryota, Metazoa, Arthropoda, Arachnida, Sarcoptiformes, Oppiidae. The record is from the annotation of a GenBank genome assembly.